Messenger RNA from Paraphaeosphaeria sporulosa, 1132 nucleotides. Its product is annotated as glutathione S-transferase protein-like protein. The coding region runs from base 92 to 871 and encodes 259 amino acids. Gene Ontology annotation, biological process: glutathione metabolic process. NCBI's taxonomy places the organism in Eukaryota, Fungi, Ascomycota, Dothideomycetes, Pleosporales, Didymosphaeriaceae. Gene Ontology annotation, molecular function: glutathione transferase activity. The transcript is spliced from 4 exons. The record is from RefSeq and is a predicted model, not a curated record.
CAUUCUUCCUCCAUUGUGCUCGCCGAAAUCCAGAUACAUACUUACAAUCGUGCAGCCCUUCCGCCUCUUCACCCACACAUCCUACUCCACCAUGUCGAACGCCAACAAAUACGAACUCCUCUACUGGCCCGGCAUCCCCGGCCGCGGCGAGUUCGUCCGCCUCGCCUUUGAAGCCACAAAGACGCCCUACCUCGACGUCUCCAACCAAGUCGAAGGCGGCAUCCGCCAGAUCCUUGCCCUCAAAGACGAAAAGGCCACAUACGACGCCGACGGCAACCCGCCCGCCCUCGCGCCGCCAGCGCUGCGGAUCCACGGCGAGGGCAAGAACGGCAAGGCGUUGGUGUUGAGCCAGACGCCCGCGAUCCUGGCCUUCCUUGGCGAGAAGCUGGACCUCGCGGGCGCCGAUGCGGCAGAAAAGGCGUGGAUCCAGGCGCUUGCGCUCACGGCGCUGGACCUGAAUAACGAGACGCACGACACGCACCACCCUGUUUCUACACUCGCGUACUAUGAGGAUCAGAAGGAGGAGUCGCUGCGCAGGGCGACGGACUUCCGGGAGAGCAGAAUUCCAAAGUUCUUUGGGUACUUUGAGCGCGUGUUGAAGGGGAACAAAGAGGGGAAGGGAAGGUACCUCGUUGGCGAUAAACUCAGCUACGCCGACUUAACGCUGUGGCAGGUGGUACACGGGCUGAAGUUUGCGUUUCCGAAGGAGUUGAAAGCGCGGGAGGAGGCGGGCGAGUUCCCGACUAUCUUCAAGACGUUUUUCCCUAGUGUGCCGGAGCAUGGGCAGCUGAAGGAGUAUCUGGACAGUGAUCGGAGGAAGCCGUAUAGCAAGGGCAUAUUCAGGCAUUACCCAGAACUAGACCGUCAAUAGAUACCACACAUAGGAUCUGAUGUAUUUCCAUGUCAAUAACGUCCGCACGAAAAACGACUGAAGUGAUCACAAGAAGUCAAUUGGAAGUGGUAUCUGAACGCCCUAAUGCGGGCCCCAUGUCAUGUCAUUUUUGAAGCCUCGUUACGAACACAUAACGCAUGCCAUGUCCGAAGCCGGUACUCCUAGCCCACGAAGAAGGCCCACAGCCCUGCUCUAACACACCGCCAACAAUCUAGUAGUCGGUGGACGCGCUCUGGGGGA